Messenger RNA from Zea mays, 1418 nucleotides. RefSeq lists its product as uncharacterized. The record is from RefSeq and is a predicted model, not a curated record. Gene Ontology annotation, cellular component: chloroplast. The transcript is spliced from 12 exons. Lineage: Eukaryota; Viridiplantae; Streptophyta; Magnoliopsida; Poales; Poaceae. The coding region runs from base 236 to 1279 and encodes 347 amino acids.
CCAGCGAGUGAUGUACGACAGCAAUACCAAUCUGGCGAUGACGGGCUGCGGGAUACCAAAGAUGCUAAGCCGCGCGACGAAAUGAUUAUAAUCACAAAUAACUCGCCAGCAGUGCCGCAGGUACACCAAUCGCUUCGUCCCCGCGUCUCGCCGCGUAGCGGCGUAGGCGCCACAGAAACUCGCACGCCGCUCCCCGCCGUCCGGCCCGAGUCGCCGUCGCUGCCGAAUCCAAUCCAUGGCUCCGCCCGCCGCACCCACCGCGCUGCACCACCGCACGCCCCUCCUCCUCCCCCGCCGCACCGUCGCCUUGGGUGCCACCGCCACCGCGCGCGCCGCCAGGGCCGCUUCUCUCGCCGUCAGGGCCCAGCCGGACACCACCGCCGCAGCCGUCUCCACCUCCGCGCCUGAGCCGGCGCCCGAGUUCAAGCCUCCGCCGGGGUUCAAGGCGCCCGAGCCCAAGAGGUACGAGGUCAAGUCCGGCCAGGUGGGCAGCGUCCUCGGCGCCUCGCUCGCCAUCCCCCUUCGCCUCGGCACCGGCGUCUUCGUCCUCGGGUACUCGCCAUCUCUUGUUUCUCCAUCAGAGAUACCAUCAGACCAGUAUGCACUGGAAUUUGGAGCUUGGAAGGUGAAAGAGGAAUCAAAAAUAGGACAGUGCAAACGACCAGAAAAGCCUAUCGAGAUAUAUGAAUUUGAAGGUUGUCCAUUUUGUCGGAAGGUCAGAGAGAUGGUAACAGUCUUGGACCUAGAUGUAUUAUUUUACCCCUGUCCUCAAAAAGGCCCAACAUUCCGACCUAAAGUCCUCGAAAUGGGUGGAAAGAAACAAUUCCCUUACAUGGUAGAUCCAAACACAGGGGUCGCCAUGUAUGAAUCCGAUGACAUCAUAAAAUAUCUAGCUGAUACAUAUGGCGAUGGAACUGUUCCAAUUAUGCUAUCACUUGGUCUGUUGACAGCAAUUACAGCAGGGCUUGCUACUCUUGGUCGUAUUGGAAAGGGAAAUUCCUACAUUGCUUCAAAAGUCCCACCGCAGCCCAUAGAGAUAUGGGCAUGUGAGGGAUCUCCCUUCUGUAAAUUAGUACGAGAGACACUUGUCGAGUUGGAAUUGCCACAUCUGCUACACAGCUGCGCACGAGGCAGCCCCAAACGACAAGAAUUUUUCAAGAAAAAGGGGCUUUUCCAGGCGCCGUACAUCGAAGAUCCUAACACGGGAGUCCAGAUGUUUGAAAGCGCUGAAAUCAUAGACUACCUGAAGGCAACAUAUGCCCUGUACCCAAGCUCGUAGUGAUGUAUCAGAAAUGGUCAUUGUAAUGUUGCGUGUAGAUUCAGUUCUUCCCGGUAAUAAAAGGAAAAGAAAUAGUGGGCCACGCAUUCUGUAUGAUGCACAGCCGAUUUUGUCUAUGCAGAUCUAAACUUUGAAGUUA